Molecule: messenger RNA, 581 nt
Organism: Macrobrachium nipponense
Lineage: Eukaryota; Metazoa; Arthropoda; Malacostraca; Decapoda; Palaemonidae
Gene: RpL27
Product: large ribosomal subunit protein eL27-like
Exons: 4
Coding region: 149-562 (137 amino acids)
Biological process (GO): translation
Cellular component (GO): cytosolic large ribosomal subunit; ribosome
Molecular function (GO): structural constituent of ribosome
Source: RefSeq, a predicted model, not a curated record
UUUAUAAAUAGAAUUAAUACUUGAUUAGAACCAAAAUAAAAAUUUUAAAGCCCAAAAUUCUAAAUUUUGUUAGGAAAAAGAACCAUCCGCAUCGGAAUUGUUGCCAUCGUCUCCCUUUUCUGUUUUCUCUAAUCAAACCACCGUCACCAUGGUGAAGGUGUACAAACCUGGCCGUGUGGUCAUCCUGUUGGGUGGAAGGCAUGCCGGCAAGAAGGCAAUAGUGAUUAAAAGCAAUGAGGACGGAACGCAAGACCGCCCUUACGAGCAUGCCCUCGUAGCGGGUAUCGAGCGGUACCCACGCAAAGUCACUAAAAAGAUGAGCAAGAAGAAAAUUGCUAGGAGAUCUAAGAUUAAGCCUUUUGUUAAGGUGGUGAAUCUUAAGCAUGUUAUGCCAACCCGUUACACAGCUUCGGAUAUUAUCUUUGAUAAGGCAAAGAUCAACAAGGAAGCCCACAAGGACCCUGGCAAGAGGAGAAGGAUCCGCAGAAUUGUUAAAAAUAAGCUUGAAGAGAGGUACAAGACUGGCAAGAAUCGUUGGUUGUUCCAAAGGCUUAAGUACUAAAUAAAUUUUUGAAGAGAAA